AUGUUCUCGUCGGCGCUUAAAUCACUAAGCUCUAACAUCACAGCCAACUACCAGGUUUCCCCGCAUCCCGCGUUAGUUUGCGGUCCCUGGAAGAUUCAUGAUGGAAAAAAGAAAUCGACCGGUACCGCAGCUUCUAUUUUCAUAUUCGACAAGAAGGUUCUGGAGCCUCGAUCUGGCAGCCUGGGAGGUCGGUCCGGGGCAUCGAUAAAAAAGCUGCAGGAGGAAGUUGUUGAGCGCCUAAAGCGGGAAGCUGGUAAUCUCGCUCGUCUGAGACACCCUUCUAUUCUACAAGUGCUCGAGCCUGUUGAAGAAACGCGCAAUGGCGGUCUCAUGUUCGCAACAGAGAGAAUCACCGCAUCCCUCGCCGGGCUUCUGCAGGAGAAGGAUUCGCAAGAAAACAGCGGAAGGCUAGGCCCGGCGUCUUCGCGGUACAUAGUGGAAGAGCAUGACGGCUCACGGAGGCGGAGGGAUGUGGAGAUUGAUGAAUUAGAGAUACAAAAGGGACUGCUCCAGACCGCAAAGGGGAUAGAGUUCCUUCACGAGUCCGCCGGCUUAGUUCAUGGCAACCUCAACCCAGAGGCCAUUUUCAUCAACGCCAAAUCUGACUGGAAAAUAUCUGGCCUGGGCUUCGCCGGUCCAGCGGACACAUCCAACUCCAAGUCAACUCUACCUCCUUUAGCUCUGUCGGAAGUUCUUUACCAAGACCCACGCCUUCCACCAUCUGUUCAACUGAAUCUGGAUUACACUUCCCCUGACUUUGCUUUGGAUUCCAACGUUAACCCCUCCGCCGACCUUUUCUCCCUUGGACUUAUAAUUAUAGCCCUCUAUAACUCGCCUCAUGCUUCUCCAUUAAAGUCCCACGGUAGUCUGGACGCGUACAAGCGACUGCUCACAUCGCCGUCAACGACUCCCUCUCAAAGCAACAACUUUCUUUGUUCCGGCUCGAUACCGAAGGACAUUCUUACGCAUGUUCUGCCAAGGUUAAUAACUAGACGACCCGCGCAGCGUCUUACUGCUCGAGAGUUUCAGCAGUCUCAAUAUUUUGACAAUAUACUUGUAUCAACUAUUCGGUUCCUGGAAUCACUGCCAGCCAAGAACCCAAAUGAAAAGGCCCAGUUUAUGCGUGGCUUGCAACGGGUGCUACCUGAGUUUCCUGUUUCCGUCAUGGAGAAAAAGCUUCUGGGGGCUCUAUUAGACGAACUUAAAGACCGUGAACUCCUCUCACUCAUCCUGCAAAAUGUCUUUGCAAUUCUGAAGCGCAUUCCCAAUGCGCGUCGUGCACUCCCUGAAAAAGUGAUUCCGCAACUCAAAGAGAUCUUUCCGGCAGGAAAAGGCGCUUCCCAGGAGCGGGAUUCGAAAAAAGAUGCGGGGCUUAUGGUAGUUCUCGAGAAUAUGACUGUUAUUGCUGAAAAUUGUCCUGGCAAGGAGUUCAAGGACGAUAUCCUACCUCUGAUCCGCUUAGGAUUUGAUUCGCCUACUCAUACCCUAGUUGAUGCUGCUAUCAGGUGCCUGCCCGUGAUCCUCCCCGUACUCGAUUUUAGCACUGUGAAGAACGAGGUUUUCCCUCCGAUUGCAUCUACUUUCAGCCGCACGAACAGUCUUGCCGUCAAAGUACGCUGUCUGCAAGCAUUCACUGUGCUUUGUGGUGGCUCCGUGGAUAAUAAGGAUGAUACCAGUGAUGACUUGUCCGGCAUUGUCGAAAUGAACAAACCACAACAUACGAAAUCGUCUAUUCUAGACAAGUACACUAUUCAAGAGAAGCUCGUUCCGUCCUUGAAAGCAAUCAAAACGAAAGAACCGGCUGUUAUGAUGGCGGCUCUAGGCGUCUUCCAGCAGGUCCAGAAAGUUGCGGAUUCUGAUUUUCUCGCCCUUGAAGUUCUCCCUGUCCUCUGGAGUUUCAGUCUUGGACCGCUUCUAAACUUGAGCCAGUUUAGCCAAUUCAUGGCUCUAAUCAAGAGCAUUUCCUCAAAGGUUGAGCGCGAACAAAUGAGAAAACUUCAAGAAUUGUCUUCAGGUGAUUCUUCUGGGUUUCAGAAUGGGCCAGCAUCCGCUUCGAGAAACUCGGGCAGUCUUGCGCAAUCCGAGACAGAAUCUACAAGAGAUAAUUUCGAGCGUCUAGUUCUUGGACGCGGCAUAGCUGAUUCAAAUAACCAGGGAAACGAUCUUUGGUGUGGUUUAGUUUCGGAUACGUCAGCUGCACAAGCAUCUCCUGUUUCGCAGUCAAAUUCCACGACGUUACCCUGGCCUUCGGCCACAGGUUUUGCUGGUAGACAGCCCAGUAUAACCGCUCGUUCAGUGACUCCUGAUACUAAAUUGAGUUCUUUUCCAUCUUUGCAGCCGACUGGAGUGCAGUCCUCGUCGGGGACCCCAUCAUUUCCAGCUCUCCAGCCCUCGGUGAACCCUUGGGCGACGGUAAACACACAUAGCCAUCAAAUUCAGCCCUCUGGGGCAAGUCCCUCUAUUGCAUCAUUAAUGAGUUUGAAUUCGUCGAGCCCUUCUUUACCGAGGACAGACAUGCAAACAACGCCAAAAUACUCUGCGUUCUCAAUACCACCUCCACCUUCUACACAGAACGGUGCUGCUUCUGCGAACAGUCAACUCCCAUUUGCUGGGAGUAUCAGACAACAGUCCCCAUUCUUGAGCAACGGCGUACUGCAAACGCAGCAAGGAACCCAGAAACAGGGGCUUGACAAAUAUCAAAGCCUAAUAUGA
This is a messenger RNA of Aspergillus nidulans FGSC A4, 2712 nucleotides long. Its product is annotated as putative kinase scy1. Lineage: Eukaryota; Fungi; Ascomycota; Eurotiomycetes; Eurotiales; Aspergillaceae. Bases 1 to 2712 code for a protein of 903 amino acids. The transcript is spliced from 2 exons. Gene Ontology annotation, molecular function: ATP binding. The record is from RefSeq and is a predicted model, not a curated record.